This is a messenger RNA of Habropoda laboriosa, 1533 nucleotides long. It is a transcript of the gene Wdr37, whose product is annotated as WD repeat-containing protein 37. The coding region runs from base 10 to 1533 and encodes 507 amino acids. The transcript is spliced from 7 exons. Gene Ontology annotation, cellular component: preribosome, large subunit precursor. The record is from RefSeq and is a predicted model, not a curated record. NCBI's taxonomy places the organism in Eukaryota, Metazoa, Arthropoda, Insecta, Hymenoptera, Apidae. Gene Ontology annotation, molecular function: protein binding.
GAGUGAAAGAUGCCUGGAGAACCAUCUAUGACGACUGGAAAUAAAAGUUCUGGAAAAAUUAAACGUAUUUCUAUUCCAAGAGUUCAAAGCAGUACAGACACAGAAUUGCAAUCUCAAAGUGGAUCUACACCAUUACAACCAAUUGCACUUCAUUAUGCAGCUUUUCGGGCAGAUCCUGAUGAUAGUAUAUUACCACCAGUUUUACGAUGUAAACUUUUUGAAUUAUUUCAACAAAUAGAAAAGGAAUUUGAAGUUCUCUACAUGGAAAAUUUGGGAUUGCAAGAGAAGAUAGAUACCCUUAAUGAGAGACUGGAAAGAGAAUGUUAUGGUUCUGGAGAAAGGAAUAUACCUCUUGGAGAUGUUGCAGACUUUCCAGAUACAAAAGGUCUUUCCAAACAGAAAUCUAUGGCAGGGAAUUCAGCACCAAAAACGAAAACAACUUCUAAUAAAUUGAAGGCCCAGACCAGUAAAAUAGUUUCCAGUUUUAAAACACCAACUAUGACUUGUAGUAUGCAAAGAGAAUAUUUUGGACAUCGAGAUGGAGUUUGGGAAGUUUCUGUUGGACGAUCAGGGCAAAUUAUUGCCACAGCUUCUGCUGACCACACUGCUAGAGUUUGGGCUGUGGAUAGUGGACGUUGCUUAUUGCAAUAUAUUGGUCAUUCUGGAUCUGUGAAUUCUGUGCGCUUUCAUCCUAUCAAAGAGUUGGCGCUUACAUCAAGUGGUGAUAAUUCUACACAUGUGUGGCAAGCGGCCGUUGAUUGGGACUUACCUAAAAGGCAAAAUUCGUCUGAAGAUCUAUCAGGAUUAAGUUCUGAUAGAAAUCUUAGCGGUACGAUUACUGCAAAUGAAGAACAAGAUGAACCUCCUACUUUAAGAACUCCAGUGCGAGAAUUGCUGGGUCAUUCAGGAGUCGUGAUGGCUGCGGACUGGUUACCCGAUGCAGAACAAGUUGUCUCUGCUUCUUGGGAUAGGACUUCGAAUCUUUACGAUGUGGAAACUGGAGAAAUUAUUCACACACUAUGUGGACACGAUCAAGAACUUUCUCACGUGUCAACUCAUCAUACCCAACGACUUUGCGUUACGUCGAGCAGGGACAGCACGUUUCGUCUAUGGGAUUUUAGAGAACCCGUUCACUCUGUCUCUGUUUUUCAAGCACAUACCGAGACUGUAACAUCAGCUGUGUUCACACGUGAAGAUAAAAUUGUCUCAGGGUCGGAUGAUCGAAGUGUGAAAAUAUGGGAACUGCGUAAUAUACGAAGUCCGCUAGCUACAAUUCGAGGAGAUAGUGCUGCUAAUCGAUUGGCAGUUUCAAGCACUGGCAUCGUUGCUAUUCCGCAUGAUAAUAGACAAAUUAGAUUAUUUGAUCUUAACGGUCAGCGAUUAGCAAGAUUGCCCAGAACAAGUAGACAGGGUCAUCGAAGGAUGGUGUCAUCGGUAGCCUGGGCUGAAGAUAGCGGAGCCUGUAAUUUGUUCUCUUCAGGCUUUGACAGAUUAGUUCUUGGAUGGAGUAUUGUACCUCUUAAGGAAUGUUAG